UUUGUACAUCUCUAUUUUCCCUUUUGGUUGAAGCAAGAAUGUCAAGUGUCAUGAACCUAGAGUCCCAUCAUUUUAUUAUACUUCCAUUGAUUUUCAUGUUAUUUUAGUUGAAAUUCUGUUUCAUGCUUUCAGACUUAAUUGUGUCCAUUUAAUGUUUUGUAGCUGACAAACUGCUGAAUUUAGCUUAGUGAAGGUCACCAACUGAGCGCAGUUAAGCUUCUAAUGGUUAUUUUCUGUUGAUGUUGCUGGCAUGGAAAGCACCCUGGAAGAAUGCAAUUCAAGAUCACGCCUGGUGUCGGGAGAAAUGGACAGCAGCAGUUUCAUUCAGUUUGAUGUGCCCGAGCACAGCAGCACUGUCCUGAGCCAGCUAAACGAGCUCCGCCUGCAAGGGAAGCUAUGCGACAUCAUCGUCCACAUUCAGGGUCAGCCUUUCAGAGCCCACAAAGCCGUGCUCGCAGCCAGCUCCCCAUAUUUCCGGGACCAUUCAGCACUGAGCACUAUGAGCGGCUUGUCUAUAUCUGUGAUUAAGAACCCCAGCGUGUUUGAGCAAUUGCUCUCCUUCUGUUACACUGGAAGGAUGUCCUUGCAGCUGAAGGAUGUCGUCAGUUUUCUGACAGCGGCCAGCUUUCUUCAGAUGCAGUGUGUCAUCGACAAGUGCACGCAGAUCCUGGAGAGCAUCCACUCAAAGAUCAGUGUGGGAGAUGUUGACUCUGUCACCAUCGGAGCUGAAGAGAAUCCCGAGAGCCGGAAUGGGGUGAAAGAUGGCAGCUUCUUCGCCAAUCCUGUUGAGAUCUCCCCUCCGUAUUGCCCUCAGGUACGGCCGCCUCCAGUCAGCAGUGAUCUCCGGAUGGAGACGACGCCCAACAAAGCCUUGCGGAGCCGCUUACAGGAAGAGGGGCACUCAGAUCGGGGGAGCAGUGGGAGCGUGUCUGAGUACGAGAUUCAGAUUGAAGGGGACCAUGAGCAAGGGGACUUGCUGGUGAGGGAGAACCAGAUCACCGAGGUGAAAGUGAAGAUGGAAAAGUCUGACCGGCCCAGCUGUUCCGACAGCUCCUCCCUGGGUGACGAUGGCUACCAUACGGAGAUGGUUGAUGGGGAACAAGUUGUGGCUGUGAAUGUGGGCGCCUACGGCUCUGUGCUCCAGCAUGCGUACCCCUACUCGCAGGCAGCCUCCCAGCCUUCCAGUGUGCCAGAAGCCUUUGGAGGGCAGAGCAAUUCUAGCCCAUCCAGGUCCAUGCUGAGCUGCUUCCGAGGCCGUGGGGCCCGCCAGAAGCGGGCUCUGUCCGUUCACCUGCACAGUGACCUGCAGGGUGUGGUGCCAGGCUCUGACAGUGAAGCCACGAUGAACAAUCCUGGCUAUGAGAGCAGUCCCCGGGAGAGGAGUGCCAGGGGUUACUGGUACCCGUACAACGAGAGGUUGAUUUGUAUUUACUGUGGGAAGUCCUUUAACCAGAAGGGAAGCCUCGACAGGCACAUGCGACUGCAUAUGGGGAUCACCCCCUUUGUGUGCAAGUUCUGCGGCAAGAAGUACACACGCAAGGACCAGCUGGAGUACCACAUCCGGGGCCACACUGAUGACAAACCAUUCCGCUGCGAGGUCUGUGGGAAGUGCUUUCCAUUCCAGGGCACCCUCAACCAGCACUUGAGGAAAAACCACCCGGGUGUUACCGAGAUCAGGAGUCGCAUGGAGUCCCCGGAAAGAACAGAUGUGUACGUGGAACAGAAACUGGAAAGUGAUGCAUCAGCCUCAGAGAUGGCACUAGAUUCCCGCAUGGAAAUCCACACAGUAUCUGAUGCGCCCGACUAACGUGACAGCGAAGGAGUACCUGAACAAAGCACAUCAGUCAAUGCAUCGUUGUGAUUUGCUUUGUUGUAAUCUUUGCUUUUUCCCACCAGCUGGAAAUCUCUCGGUUUCUUGCUAGUCUCCCUGAAGGUUCUGGGUGGGGUACUUCUUGUGUUUACCCUCCCUCCCGUCCUUUUCCCUCCCCCAAGGAGCUCAAAGCAUGAAGGGCAGCGUAUCCAGGGAAAACGGGCUGACAGUAUUCCUCUUUGGCUGAACGUGUCUCCCAACUCUGCCAGUGAUUCAGUUAUGCCAACUGGUUGACCCUACUUUCUCUGCCAAAAGAGGCAGGCACUCUCACUGUGGGUGCUCACCCCAGUGCGUUUUCAUGGAGAGAGGCUAGGAUGCCGUCAGCUGGUACAAAUGGGUAACCUUUUCUAAUUUAAAAUUACUUUUAGGGGGUAGUUAGACAAUUUAUAUAUAUAUAUAAUAAAGUGGUUAUUAUAUAUAGUAUAUAUACAUUCUCAGAUUUGAGUUUAUUCUGGUUGAGGUGAAUGUAAGAGGAAUAUAUAAUUUAAUACAGUGUGAGCAGAGCCCGACUCUGUUUCAACCCCGCCUACUAUGUUAGUUUUAGCCCUUCGUUUCCCUUACAGAAGAAUGUCAGUUAGACUUUCAUAUAUAGUAAUCAUGUGUCCAAAUGCAAGCAAAGCAAGUCACAGUGUUCGUAGCUCUGCUUCCUAACAAACACAUAAACCAAAUGCCAUAAAAUUCCUUCAACUGUAGUGGGAAACCAUUUUGGAAUUUUUGUUCGUUGUCCAGGUAUACUGGACAGCCUGUGGUGCUGACCUUUCUACACAAUGUAGUGUUAUACUAGCCAACCCCAAAGGAGCAGUGGUUGUCAAGGUUUUUACUGGCCUACAAAUCUACCUUCAUUCCGUACUGUAGACGCAUACAUACCAGGUAACUACAUCCAGUUGCUCCGUCGGGAGGUAGCGCUCUCACUAAAGGACAGGAAUUUGUAGCAAUUGUCUACAAAAUUCUCCAAGCAGUGUUGUAGUUCUGUUGUUUUGUUUUCUUUCGGGUUUUUUCUCUCUCUCCUCAAACAGCCAGUUCAGGUGCACAACAACUUUUCUAUGCAGUUCCCAGGGAAACUGCAGAACUUGGAAUUUGUACUUUUUGUAACGCUAUACUCUACGGGAAUUGCAAGCAAUAUAUCUAUCUUAGUAUUGUGUGUGCUGAUGAGAGCCUCGUUGGCUCCCCGACUCUCAGUGUUUCCUGCUUCAAGAAAAAAGUCAAAACCCUCCAAGAUCCUCUGUGUGUCACCAACUGUGUGUGUGUCUCACCAUUUUUGGUCAUGUGGUGCUAUUGUUGUGUUAUGUAUUUUUUAGGUCAGUAUCCUCGAGAGAAUGUGAACCCUCCUGUAGUGAGGCCUUGGUUACUGUCCCCUGAGCUCAAGCAUGUGCUGCAAACAGGCUGCUGUCUGAGCUGCGUCUGCUCAGCGCUGUGGAGAAUGUCUGUCUGGUGUUACGUUCACGAACACCAACAGGCUUCACAGACAGCUCUGGUGACGUGGAUUCAGGUAGAGGGCAGUCUUGCAGCUGGUUGCCCGGAGA
Molecule: messenger RNA, 3393 nt
Organism: Acomys russatus (golden spiny mouse)
Lineage: Eukaryota; Metazoa; Chordata; Mammalia; Rodentia; Muridae
Gene: Zbtb34
Product: zinc finger and BTB domain containing 34
Exons: 2
Coding region: 251-1807 (518 amino acids)
Biological process (GO): regulation of transcription by RNA polymerase II
Molecular function (GO): DNA-binding transcription factor activity, RNA polymerase II-specific; protein binding; RNA polymerase II cis-regulatory region sequence-specific DNA binding
Source: RefSeq, a predicted model, not a curated record